AUGCUCAGGACCCUCAGGCUGCCCCUGCUAAUGCUGCUCAGUGCUGUGGGCCCAAUCCAGGCCAAUGGCUUCACAGAAAAAGGCCUCUCCUUGUUGAGCUACCAGCUGUGCAACUACCAAGUGACCCAAAAUGUCCAGAAGGUAGUGUCCUUCCAGAUGUCCUCCUUGAUCUACACUUCCUGUGGUGGGUGGAUCCCAUGGCAGCAGUGCUCCAAGAUCGUUUACAGGACACAGUACCUGGUGGUGGAGGUCCCUGAGACCAGGAAUGUGACUGACUGCUGCCAAGGGUUUGAACAGCUUGGCCUCUACUGUGUCCCACCCCUGAACCAGUCUGAGGAGUUUGCAUCAAAGCCUGGCAUCUGCCCUGCAGCAGGACCAGGGCUGUCUACCUCAUCCUGCACCCUGGACACUGACUGCCCUGGACUUCAGAAGUGCUGCCGCUGGUCUGGGAGCCUCUACUGCAUGGACCCUCUGCCCCUAGCUCUGGAGAAGAACUUGAUGAAUUUCUGGUACAAUGUGACAGUGCUGGUGAAAAUGGACUUCAAGGAGCUCAGUCACGAGGACCCCCAGCUCCUGAACCACAUGAGGCUCCUGUAUUCCAUGGUCACAAGUGCCCUUCAGCCGCUGGACUCCACUGUCCACCACCUGCACUCAGCCAGCAGGGACCCUUCCAUCACAGUGUCACAGCUGCUGCUCGGCCUGACGCAGCCACUGCCUGUGGCCAACAUCUCUGCAGUGCUGGACGACAUCGUGCGGCGUGUCUGUGAAGUGAUCAACAUUCAGGUGCAAGAUGUGAAUGAAUGUCUCUUCAAUGAACUCAACACCUGCUCUGGAAGAGAAUGCUGUUUAAAUGUGGAGGGCUCAUACCAAUGUGUCUGUCAUCAGGAGUCCCCGACCUUGUCUCCCCUGAAGCCAAACCAUACAUGUGAAGGUAAUCAACUAUGUUCUUCCAAGAUGAACCGCACUUUCCACAUCCAGGUUUAUAAGGGCGAGGAGUUAGUCAGAAGUGCCAGGACCAGAGGGACGACUCUGGAGGUGGUGGGGCUGGAGGCUGGAGUGCUGUAUGGUGUGAAGACAAGCUACCGGGAGUGUGGGGCUGACAUCGCUGCCAUGUUGACUGUCAGAACAGAUGCCCAGGUAUUUGAAGUCACAAUAAAGAUCAUCAACCGCAACUUCACGGAGAGGCUACUCAACCGCAGUAGUGUGGAAUACCAGGACUUUUCUAGAGAGUUGCUGCAGGAGGUUGAGCAAUCUUUCCCUCCAGCUGUUUCUGACUUGUACAAAAAUGGGAAGCUGCGCAUGGAGAUUGUGUCGCUCCAAACUGGAAGUGUGAUUGUGAAGCUCAAACUCACAGUGCAAGAUUCCGAGUCUUCAGUGCAUAUUUCCACGCUGUCUCCCAUGCUCCCACCAUUGUUUGCGAGCUCAGUGUUCCAAGUAGACCAACACGGGACCCUAGUGCAAGAUUGGAACGAGUGUGCUGACAGCCGAGAGAAUGACUGUUCGGCUGCUGCCCAGUGCCUCAAUCUCGAGGGCUCCUACACUUGCCGGUGUCAAACAGCCAGGGACAUCAACCCUUCCCGGGCAGGGCGGACCUGUGAGGGUGAGAUGAUGAGCCCAACAGAAGAUGUGUUGCCUCCAACAACAGGUGUGAUGACCCCAGCUCUUGGAAGAGAAGCAUUUGCUGAUGGUACCACAGUAGCUGCAGGCAGGUCCACUCUUGGGACUUCUGCCUUGCUAGACACACCAGCCAUAGACCAAACCUGGACUGCAGAACUCCCUCCCAGAAGUGAGAAUGACAGCAGCAUAGUUGGGCAGGACAGGAACAGCACAGUGAAUGGAGUGGAGCAGGAGGCACCCACUGCAGUCUCAAGCCUGAAGACAGACCAAUGGAGGACGGGUGGGAUGCCUGGCACCAAGGCUUCGACAUCAACCCACAGCUCCCUUCUAGGGCCCACAGACACCUUGCUGGACCUCACUGAGUAUUUCCAGCAAAACUCAACUGUGGAGCCCAGCUCCUGGCUCACUCCUAAUGUGGGUCCCACAGGCCACAUAGUGUGGCACCCCAGUCCCCCUACACAGGACACAUCACCAACUCCUGUGAGUACCAUGUGGCCAUGGAACUUGGACCCUGGACCCUCCAACUCCACAGGCCUGCUAUUGACCUCCAGCCCUGCUUUUCCAGAGACCCCUGCCUGUGUUCCCAACCCCAUCAAAAGGAUCAUAGUCUCCAAUGUGACCAGCACAAGCUUCCAUGUCAUGUGGGAGGCAGAUCUUACCCUGAGUCCCACUUUUCAGCUCACCCUGACUUCUACACAAAACCUCACCCUGGACCUUGAGACCCAGAACACAAGUCUAACACUGUUAGCACUGGAGCCUGGCGUCCUGUAUGUGGUUGCAAUAGUGGACAAAGCAUGUGGAAAAGAAAAUGCUAAGGCACACUUGAAAGUGAGAACAGCUGCCCAGAAACUCAGUGGAAAAGUCCGAAUAGCAAACGUCAGGUAUUCAGAAUGCUUCUGCAAUGUGAGCAGCAAGGAGUACCAGGACUUCCUAGAACACUUCUUUAGUAUGGUGCGGAAUGCCUUGCCAGCUCCCAUGCUUCAGCUCAUGGAUGAGGGUGGAAUUAAGAUGGAAGUCACUGGCAUCAGCAAUGGCAGCAUUGUGGUGACAUUCAACCUACUGAUCAUCGCAGACGUGGAUGUCCAGGAGGUGUCAGAUGCAUUCCUGGCUGCCUUACAGAACAUGUCUCUGCUGGAGGUUGUUACAGGCGAUACCUUCAUCCAAGAUUAUGAUGAGUGUGAAAGAGGAGAGGACGACUGUGUGCCAGGGGCCUCAUGUCAUAACACACUUGGGUCUUUCACAUGCAGCUGCACAGGACAGACUCCUGACAUCUGGGUGGAGUAUCCUGGGAGACACUGUGGAGGUAACUCUCCUGGCAAUACAACUUGGGCUUCUGGGUCCUCUCUGGCCCUUGACCCAGAGCAGCCUCCUGCCUCUCCAGGAACCUGGGAUCUUCUCGAGCAAGGCACAAACUCCACUGGACAGGGCCCACCCCCACGAAUGAACCUUACAGAGGCAGUCAGGGUGCUCUGUGAGAUUGAGAAGGUGGCCAUUGCCAUCGAGAAGCGCUUCCUGCAGCAGGAGUCCAUCCCUGAGUCGUCUUUGUACCUGGGCCAGCCGGCCUGCAACGUGAGCAGCAGCAACAGCACUCAUGUGCUCCUGGUGGCCGGUUGGAGCGAGUGCGGCACUACUUUGCAGAGUAACUUGACGAACACAGUGGUGAGGACCAUGCUGCGCAAUGACCUGUCCCCAGAAGGCAUCAUCCACUACCUGAAGAUCCUGAGUCCCAUCCACUGCGCCUUCCGGAAUGACCUCCUGACAUCCUCGGGGUAUACCCCGAAGUGGGGGGUUUAUACCAUCAUUGAGGACCUUCAUGGAGCUGGAAAUUUUGUCACUGAAAUGCAGUUAUUUAUUGGAGAUUCUCCUAUACCUCAAAAUUAUAGUGUGUCUGCCAGUGAUGACAUCAAGAUUGAAGUGGGGCUCUAUAGACAAAAAAGUGAUCUCAAGGUGGUCCUGACAGAAUGCUGGGCAACACCAUCAAGCAAUGCCAGGGAUCCAGUGAUGUUUGGCUUCAUUAACAACAGCUGCCCCAUUCCCAAUACUUACACCAGUGUGAUUGAGAAUGGGGAUUCCAACAAGGCUCAGUUUAAGCUGAAGAUCUUUUCCUUCAUCAACAAUUCUAUUGUCUAUCUGCACUGCAAACUUCGUAUCUGCAUGGAAUCACCUGAAGCCACAUGCAAAAUAAAUUGCAAUGCUUUCCGGUCACUGAGAAGUAGUGAGACACCUGCUACAUACCAGACAUCCUGGGGGCCCCUCAUUCGGUCUGAAGGUGACUUUGCAGGUGGACAGCCACGUCUGGGAGUGGUCUAUGUGGUCCUCAUUGUGGUGGCCAUCUUUGCCUUGGUGACUGGUAUAGCUGCCAUCCUGAUCAUACGCUACCAGAGGAUGACUGGAAGAUACAACUUCAAAAUCCAGUCUGACAACUUCAGUUACCAGGUGUUCUAUGAAUGA
Orycteropus afer afer is the source of this 4068-nucleotide messenger RNA. RefSeq names its product zinc finger and BTB domain-containing protein 21. Gene Ontology annotation, cellular component: extracellular region; nucleus. Gene Ontology annotation, molecular function: peptidase inhibitor activity; protein binding; RNA polymerase II cis-regulatory region sequence-specific DNA binding. Gene Ontology annotation, biological process: regulation of transcription by RNA polymerase II. NCBI's taxonomy places the organism in Eukaryota, Metazoa, Chordata, Mammalia, Tubulidentata, Orycteropodidae. The record is from RefSeq and is a predicted model, not a curated record.